Messenger RNA from Chanos chanos (milkfish), 627 nucleotides. RefSeq names its product RAS-like, family 10, member A (gene rasl10a). Gene Ontology annotation, molecular function: GTP binding; GTPase activity. The coding region runs from base 16 to 627 and encodes 203 amino acids. The transcript has 3 exons. Lineage: Eukaryota; Metazoa; Chordata; Actinopteri; Gonorynchiformes; Chanidae. The record is from RefSeq and is a predicted model, not a curated record.
ACCUAUGUCCACGGGAUGGUUGAAACAUUGAGUAUCGCGGUUAUUGGAGCUCCCGGAGUAGGGAAAACUUCCAUAAUCCGUCAGUUUAUUUAUAAUGACUUCUCUGAGGUAUACAUUCCAACCCAGAGUAGAUACGUAUACAGACCAUCAGUCAUUUUGAAUGGUGUAAUGUACGACCUGAAGAUUUUGGAUGUCCCGCCAAUUUCGUCGUUUCCCUCCAGUCCAAGUCAGGAGUGGCAGGACAUCCGUUGCAGAGGUGUGCGAAAUGCUAAUGCCUAUAUCCUUGUCUAUGACAUUUGCUGUGUGGAGAGUUUUGAGUACGUCAAGAGCAUCCGCCAACAGAUAGUGGAGAACAGGGAGGGCAGUAACACAGAAGUGCCUAUCCUUGUGGUGGGCAGUAAGAGAGAUCUCCAGCGCCAGAGAUUUAUGCCCCGUCGUGCGGUCUCCGUGCUGGUGAAAAAGACAUGGAAGUGCGGGUACGUGGAAUGCUCCGCCAAGUACAACUGGCACGUGCUGCUUCUCUUCAAAGAGCUUCUGGGCAUCGCGGUGGCCCGCGGUCUUCGACAGAACCAUACCUCUACUCGUCUGCAGGGGGCGCUACACACAAACCGCUGCAUAGUGAUGUGA